Messenger RNA from Condylura cristata (star-nosed mole), 1114 nucleotides. It is a transcript of the gene RHOF, whose product is annotated as ras homolog family member F (in filopodia). Lineage: Eukaryota; Metazoa; Chordata; Mammalia; Eulipotyphla; Talpidae. Gene Ontology annotation, molecular function: GTPase activity; GTP binding. The record is from RefSeq and is a predicted model, not a curated record. The transcript is spliced from 5 exons. Gene Ontology annotation, biological process: cell migration; small GTPase-mediated signal transduction. The annotation marks the transcript as partial.
GUGGGCGACGGCGGCUGCGGCAAGACCUCGCUGCUAAUGGCCCACAGCCAGGGCGUCUUCCCCGAGCGCUAUGUCCCGACCGUGUUCGAGAAGUACACGGCCAGCGUGAUGGUGGACAGCCAGGAGGUGACCCUGAACCUCUACGACACCGCGGGGCAGGAGGACUACGACCGGCUGCGGCCCCUGUCCUACCAGGGCGCCCAGCUGGUCCUCAUCUGCUAUGACGUCACGAACCCCACCAGCUAUGACAACGUCCUGGUCAAGUGGUUCCCCGAGGUUGCGCACUUCUGCAGAGGGGCCCCCGUGGUGCUCAUCGGCUGCAAGACGGACCUGCGCACCGACGCGGAGCAGCUGCGCAGGCUGCAGGCCGCGCGGCUGCAGCCAGUCACCCCCGCGCAGGGCCACAGCGCCCGAGAGAGCAUCAGCGCCGUGCUGUACCUCGAGUGCUCGGCGCGGCUCCGCGAGAACGUGGAGGAUGUGUUCCGCGAGGUCGCGCGCGUGGGCCUGGGCGCGCUCCACAGGACGCGGACGCGGCGGCGCCGGCAGCGGCAGUGCGCGCUGCUCUGACCGGCUGGCGGCGUCCAGGCCCAGAGCGACGCGGACCACGCUGACCACGCUGGACCUCGUCCCGCCGGUGGCCUGAACUGACCUCGGGGCCGGCCCCACCCCCGCCGCCCGCCCUCUGCCUCCCAGGGGGGCCCUGGGAGGGCCAAGCCAGGCACCCCGCCUGGCCGGCAGAGAUAGCACGGCCACUGUGCCCGCUUCCUGCCCCGCGCGCGGCGGGGGCUGCGGCUAUCGGGCGGCACAGGCGCCUGCCGGCCACGCGACUCCUGACCCCACAGCGGCCAGAGCCGGCUGGGACCUGCAGAGGGAUGGUCUGGUCCUUGGGCACCAGCGACGCGCCUCACCCCGGGAAGGGGCUGGGGCCAGGGGCUCGGCCUGAGGGCCCAGCUCUGGCCCCUGCACCUCUGGAGGCCGGGCAGGCCCCGCCCCUCGACCCAGCUUGGAAGCCCCACCCCAGCGGGAGGCCGGACCAGGCGUGGGCCCUCUCGGCUGGGCUGCACCCUUGCAGCCCCUCGCUGCCCGCCUGGGUAAAUAAAGUCACCAAACAGCC